Molecule: messenger RNA, 1863 nt
Organism: Lonchura striata (white-rumped munia)
Lineage: Eukaryota; Metazoa; Chordata; Aves; Passeriformes; Estrildidae
Gene: ERICH6
Product: glutamate rich 6
Source: RefSeq, a predicted model, not a curated record
AUGGAAGGGCCGGGCACGGAGCAGCCGGGCACAGAACGGCCGGGCACAGACGGGCCGGGCACGGAGCGGCCGGGCACGGAACGGCCGGGCACAGACGGGCCGGGCAUGGAAGGGCCGGGCUGGGCCGCGGAGCCCAGCGGAGCGGCGGACGAUGGAGAGGGCGAGCCCCGCUGGCCCCCGCCCCCCGAGGAGGACACCGGCCACCCUGCAGAGCCGCGGUGUGAGACUGCCCUGGCCAGCCCGCAGCCGACCCCCACGGGCCUGCCCACCCUCCUGGCCUACAGACCCGAGUCCUCGCAGGCAAACAUUCACCAUGAGCAGGCAGAGGAGGAUGCUGAGCCAACGUGCGAGUACUGUGGUAACCUGCUGAGGCCGUUCCCCUUCUCCGAGGAUGCGCCUCUCUCCGAGGACCAGGAAGAGAGAUUCUGCUGCGAGCGCAGCCGAGAGCUCUAUGAGUUCAUCGUGAAGGAGAAGAAGAGGCUCGAGGAUGUCAGCAGCCUUCCCAGAACUGUCAGCACCCAUGAAUCCCUCGGCUCUGAAGCCAACCUGCUGCUGUCAAAGGAGCAAGACAACCAGAGGCAGCAGAAGAGACACCUGGCUAUAGAGCUGUCUGAGUCUUUAAGGCCGAGUGCCACUAAAGGUUCACGGCAAGCUGGAUCUAUUUCCUACGAGCCUUCCCAGGAACUCUCAUCUCCCGAAGGUGGGACACCAGUGCCUGCUGCGAAUGCAGCUGAGCCUGAGUCAGAGCCCGAGCCAGAGCCUGAGCCCCAGCCCGAGGAGAAACUGGAGCCCAAGACCCGGCCCAAGGAGGAGCCCGAGCCGGAGCCCCGGCCCAAGGAGGAGCCCGAGCUGGAGCUUCAGCCCGAGGAGCCCGAGCUGGAGCCCUGGCCCGAGAAGGAGCCCGAGCUGGAGCUUCGGCCCGAGGAGGAGCCCGAGUCAGAGCUUCGGCCCGAGGAGGAGCCCGAGUCAGAGCUUCGGCCCGAGGAGGAGCCUGAGCUGGAGAAGGAGCCUGGGCCUGAACCCGAGUCCAGUCCUGAAGAGAAGCCCAAGUGCAAGCUCAAGAAAGAGCAGGACAAGAAACCCACGUCCCGCGGCGUCCUCGGCUAUGACUUCAGUCUUCUGGGGAAGAAGGUGGGGAAGGGUAAAUUGGUGCAGAAGUACUACAAAAACGGAAAGAAAUUCCUUACCAUUCUCCCAGAUGGACCCUCGCAGUUAUUCUAUCCAUCUGGAAACCUGGCCAUCAUCAUUACACAGGCGAGAGACCAGCUGAUGUGCAUAGUACAGGAAGAUGAGCCAAGGACAACCAAAAUCCGAGCACUGUUUCAGUCUGAUGGCAGGAGCACAUGCUAUUACCCGACUGGAGAUGAGUGGAUAAAUAUGAGUAUCCAAGGUGGGCAGUAUUUGGACCAAGCAGGCAACCGGGUAAGAAAGUGGAUGUGGCCGAACUUGUCACCAGGACCCCAAGUCCCACUGAGCCCCAUUUUCAUCUCCCUGAACCGCCACGUGGGGGUCAGGAUCCUGGCCCAGGACAAGAUCUUCGUCUCCUUCCUUGCCAUGGGGCGACAAGCAAAAUUCAACAUGGGAACCAAAGUGCAGGUCAGCACCAGCAGCCAGCUGCCUCCUCCAGCCCAGCUGGGUGAGGAUGAGCUCCUGCUGCUUGCCUUCCGUGUGAGGAUCCUGCAGAUCUGCGACAGGAUGCGGGGAUGCAUCAACUUCCCUUCCAGUGAGCAGUGGAACAAAAUGCAGCCUCCUUUGUACCUCAUGACCCAGGCUGUGAAGAUCCUGGAGCUCUGCAUGGCUGCUGACAUAAGUGAUGAGCUGCACAGCUCCAUCAAGGCCAUAGUAAAUGCCCAGCAAUUCUGA